CCACGACCACCGCCGUCGCCGCACUUUGCAUUCCCUCACGAGUGGCAUCUGACUUGCUCUUCCCUCAAUUCACUUCUCUCAUACCCGUGCGCUUCAUCUCGCACUCCCGCCCAUCAUGGCUAACCAAACUCCCGCCGUUGUCAUGGACAACGGCACGGGUUUCUCCAAGCUAGGUUUCGCCGGUAACGAUUCACCCUCAUUCGUCUUCCCGACCGCGAUCGCGACCAAGGGGCCAACUGGCGGAGCUGGUGGUUCUGGAUCAGGACGACCGGCUGUCGCGAACAAGCCUUCAUUUCUUACCGGAGGUGCUGGAGCUGGAGGCCAUCUGAGCGGAAAGCGAGGAACCGAGGAUCUCGACUUCUUUAUCGGUGACGAAGCGAUAGCAGCUUCCGGAGGACCUGGAUAUGGACUUCACUAUCCCAUUCGACAUGGUCAAAUAGAGAACUGGGACCACAUGGAACGAUUCUGGUCAAACUCCAUCUUCAAGUAUCUCCGAGUCGAGCCUGAAGACCACUACUUCCUCCUUACCGAGCCCCCGCUGAACCCGCCCGAGAACCGAGAGAACACCGCCGAGAUCUUCUUCGAGUCCUUCAACUGUGCUGGAAUGUACAUUGCCGUUCAGGCUGUUCUUGCUCUGGCUGCUUCUUGGACAUCUUCCAAGGUCCAGGAUCGCUCGCUGACUGGAACAGUUAUUGACUCUGGCGAUGGUGUAACCCACGUCAUUCCCGUUGCUGAGGGCUAUGUUAUUGGCUCUUCCAUCAAGUCAAUUCCUAUCGCUGGUCGAGACAUCACCUACUUCGUUCAGUCUCUGCUGAGAGACCGUGGCGAGCCCGAUUCUUCCCUCAAGAUAGCUCAGGAGAUCAAGGAGGAGUACUGCUACGUCUGUCCCGAUAUCGUCAAGGAAUUUAGCAAGUACGACCAAGAUCGCACUCGAUUUGCUAAGCACGUCGUGUCGCACCCCAACGGCCGCCAGGUCAGCGUUGACGUCGGUUACGAGCGUUUCCUCGCCCCCGAGAUCUUCUUCAACCCCGAGAUUUACAGCUCCGAUUUCUUAACCCCUCUCCCUGUGGUCGUCGACGGUGUUAUUCAGCAGUCGCCUAUCGAUGUACGACGAGGUCUUUACAAGAACAUUGUUCUUUCUGGAGGAAGCACACUAUACAAAGAUUUCGGUCGCCGAUUACAGCGAGACAUUAAGCAGCUGGUGGACGCCAGAAUCCGAGCAAGUGAGGUCCGUAGCGGUGGUGCUCGAAGUGGUGGCUUGGAUGUGUCUGUUAUCACUCAUAAGCGACAGCGACACGGUCCUUGGUUUGGAGGCAGUCUCCUCGGCCAAACCCCUGAGUUCCGAUCGUACUGCCAUACCAAGGCCGAGUACCAAGAAUAUGGUCCCAGCAUUGUGCGAAGGUUCGCUCUGCUGGGUGGUCCCGGUGGCUCUUAAAGGGAGACAUGAACGGUCAAGAAUCACUCCUCGAUGGACCCUGAGAGUACAUACUAUACUUCCUAGAGAGAAAGCUUUCUGGGGUAGACGCAAGACUACACCAGGAGCCUGCCGUAGGGUGCAACGAAGCGGCGCUCACGGUGCAAAAUCUCAAUUGACAAUUAUGCCUAAAGCGAUACAAAUACAAGUGGAAGAGUUGGCAAGGUGGUGGCAUGCACGUGUUGAAGUUACAUUAGUCGUUUUUAAAAAUUCACAAUUUCGAAACAUGUUGCACUUCCCCG
This is a messenger RNA of Fusarium graminearum PH-1, 1716 nucleotides long. RefSeq lists its product as uncharacterized. Gene Ontology annotation, cellular component: Arp2/3 protein complex; actin cortical patch. Gene Ontology annotation, molecular function: actin filament binding. The record is from RefSeq and is a predicted model, not a curated record. Gene Ontology annotation, biological process: Arp2/3 complex-mediated actin nucleation. The coding region runs from base 116 to 1435 and encodes 439 amino acids. The transcript has 7 exons. NCBI's taxonomy places the organism in Eukaryota, Fungi, Ascomycota, Sordariomycetes, Hypocreales, Nectriaceae.